AUGAGCGGCCGAGUUGGGGACCUGAGCCCCCAGCAGCAGGAGGCGCUGACCCGGUUCCGGGACAACCUUCAGGACCUGCUCCCCACACUGCCCAAGGCUGAUGACCACUUCCUCCUGCGCUGGCUCCGAGCCCGGAACUUUGACCUGCAGAGAUCAGAGGACAUGCUCCGUAAGCAUGUGGAGUUCCGCAAGCAACAGGACCUGGACAACAUCCUCAAGUGGAAGCCCUCAGAGGUGGUCCAGCGGUACGACGCCGGCGGCCUGUGCGGCUACGACUACGAGGGCUGCCCCGUGUGGUUCGACAUCAUCGGGACCAUGGACCCCAAGGGCCUCCUCCUAUCAGCCUCCAAGCAGGAGCUGAUCCGGAAGCGCAUCAGGGUCUGCGAGCUGCUUUUGCACGAGUGUGAGCAGCAGAGUCAGAAGCUGGGCAGGAGGGUCGACACAGCCGUGAUGGUCUUUGACAUGGAAGGGCUGAGCCUGAGACACCUCUGGAAGCCAGCAGUGGAGGUUUACCAGCAGUUUUUUGCCAUUCUGGAAGCAAAUUAUCCAGAGACGAUGAAGAAUUUAAUUGUUGUUCGAGCCCCCAAGCUGUUCCCCGUGGCCUUCAACUUGGUCAAGUCGUUCAUGGGUGAGGAGACCCGAAGGAAGAUGGUGAUUAUGGGAGGCAACUGGAAGCAAGAGUUGCCUAAGUUCAUCAGCCCUGACCAGCUGCCCGUGGAGUUCGGGGGGACCAUGACUGACCCCGACGGCAACCCCAAGUGCCUGACCAAGAUCAACUACGGGGGCGACGUGCCCCAGCAUUACUACCUGUGCAACCACGUGAGGGUGCAGUAUGACCACCAGGCGACCGUGGGCCGAGGCUCCUCCCUGCAGGUGGACAACGAGAUCCUGUUCCCGGGCUGUGUGCUCAGGUGGCAGUUCGCGUCGGAUGGAGGGGACAUCGGCUUCGGGGUUUUCCUGAAGACCAAGAUGGGGGAGCGGCAGCGGGCCGGAGAGAUGACGGAGGUGCUGGCCAGCCAGCGCUACAAUGCCCACAUGGUGCCGGAGGACGGGAGCCUCACCUGCACGGAAGCCGGCGUCCACGUCCUGCGCUUCGACAACACCUACAGCCUGAUACACGCCAAGAAGAUCAGCUACACCGUAGAGGUGCUGCUGCCCGACAAGGCCUCUGAGGAGAAGAUUCAGGGUCUCGAGGACUCAAGACAGUCCCCACUGCAGUGA
Molecule: messenger RNA, 1221 nt
Organism: Budorcas taxicolor (takin)
Lineage: Eukaryota; Metazoa; Chordata; Mammalia; Artiodactyla; Bovidae
Product: SEC14-like protein 4
Exons: 12
Coding region: 1-1221 (406 amino acids)
Cellular component (GO): cytoplasm
Source: RefSeq, a predicted model, not a curated record